Molecule: messenger RNA, 1986 nt
Organism: Trichoderma virens Gv29-8
Lineage: Eukaryota; Fungi; Ascomycota; Sordariomycetes; Hypocreales; Hypocreaceae
Exons: 3
Coding region: 228-1478 (416 amino acids)
Source: RefSeq, a predicted model, not a curated record
AACGCCAGAGUCUGAAACGAGGUGCCGCGAUUCAAGGCAUCCGUUUGUGACGUGGCGAGUGUCUAGAAGAAUCUUUGGGCGACUUGAAACCAUGUAGACGCGAUUCUUUUCUCUUCUUUUCUUCGCAUUAGCCUGCAGCAUCGCUUGAUAUCAACUUCCAGAGCGUCUGGUUUUAGACCACAGACACAUCUUUAUGCUUGAUACCCUAUACUUCAACAACUGUCAAUAUGCCGGAACAUGACCCCUUGGUUCUAUCAUACUCUCACCUCGCACAGUUUCGCCGAGCUGAUGAGGCACUGACCAUCUUGAAGAAGGUGGCCUCCCUAGUGAAGCCAAUCAUGCGCAGUCGUGGGUGGAAAGUUGGGGAGCUGGUCGAGUUCUAUCCCAACCAGCAUAACUUACUUGGCCUAAAUGUCAAUCGUGGGAUGAGAAUAUGUCUGCGGUUACGUUACCCGCAGGACCAGAAUCAGUUCCUCCCAACCGAAAGUAUCGUGGACACGAUGCUACACGAACUAUGUCACAUUGUACAUGGGCCUCAUGAUGCCAAGUUCCAUGCUCUCUGGGACCAGCUGCGAGAUGAAUGGCAAGGGCUGCUUUUCAAGGGAUACACGGGCGAAGGAUUCUUGUCCGAGGGUCAUCGGCUAGGUGGAAGACAGGCGCUGCCGACUCAUGAGGUGCAGCGGCUUGCCCGAGCUGCCGCAGAAAAGCGCAAAGCUCACGAGCAGUUGACUCGCGGGUCAGGACAACGGCUUGGCGGAGGGGAUAUAUCACGGCCGCCAAGGCCAGGUAGAAAUCUACGCCAAGCAGCGGCAGCGGCGGCCGAGAAGCGCUCAAAGGCCCUCGAGGGCUGUGCCACGGACAAGCUGAGCGACAAUGAGAUCCAGAUCAUUGCAGAUACCGCGUCGAAGAAUGGAUUCCGUACGCAGGCAGAAGAGGACGAGGCCAACGAUCUUGCCAUUGCGCAAGCCUUGUGGGAGAUGGCGCAGGAGGACGACAUGGCAAAUAUGGGUGGCUCAUAUGUGACCUCAUCGCCUGCGGAAAAAUUAAUGACUGGAAACGGGAACAGGACGAGAGCAGUGCCUCCUCGUCUGCCUCCUCGUCCUAGCGAAGAGCGAUUCUGGAUCUGUUCGGUAUGCACUCUGCAUAACCCGCAGGACUUCUUGUGCUGCGAUGCCUGCGGAGUGGAGCGAGGCGAGGCAACAUUACACAUACCGGUGACGCCGAGACAGCCCGGGCCGAGGCCAGCGGUGAUUGACCUAACAGACAGCCCUCCAAAGAAGAAGACGAAGGCUCUCGAGACAUUGCGAACAGCCCAGAGGCCACCAGCGUCGACAUCGGCCUCGGGCGCCGUGUCGGCACCGGGCCCAGCUCAACCACCUCCUCCGCCCACUUGGCGCUGCGAGUUUUGCACGACGGAGAUGGCGCGGCAGUGGUGGACCUGCUCGAACUGCGGACAGAUGAAGUUUAAUUCACGAUAGGCUGACGAGCAUGGCGCGAUGCCACUGGCACUAUUUCUGGCUAGGCAAGCCGAAGCCGAACCAUACAUACAUGGACUACAUGGACUGGAGAGAAUGCGGUGAAGUUGCCCGUGUCUUUGGGGGGGCCCCAUAAAAAACUGCUGGAUGCAAAUUUGUUUGCGGAAUGGGAUGGGAAAGCUUUACGAGCAGUACGGAGCACCAAGUAGCUACUACUACAAGUACUACUACUGUGGACUACGACUUGCAGGAGCCCUCCAAGACAAAAGCCAGGGUCUCUGGUGUGCUUUUUUUCUGGAGCCGGGUGGUAUUAGGAAAAGCGCCGAUUGGAAAAUGGAGUUAAGAUCGCCUUGGUGGAGCUUUCGAGGCAUGAGCCUUUUGAUGCGAUUUGCUGUCUAAGUCGAGCUGUGGUGUUGGAGUUUUCGGAGGGGAACAAAGGGAGCCAGCGAAGUACUUGCUGCGGGUUUAUAUGUAUGCAUUUAGGCCAUCAGUUUAAUGAAAGAUUUUGUCU